Messenger RNA from Striga hermonthica, 2286 nucleotides. The record is from the annotation of a GenBank genome assembly. Lineage: Eukaryota; Viridiplantae; Streptophyta; Magnoliopsida; Lamiales; Orobanchaceae.
AUGGCGGCAAAUUCCGCCGCCGGCGCCUCGGCGGCGGAGUCCUCCGACGAGCUGGCCGCCAAGGCGAUCCACAAGCGGUUCGAGGGCCUGGUCAUGGCGCGGAGCAAGGCGGCUAGGGGCAAGGGCGCCUGGUACUGGGCCCACCUCGAGCCCAUCCUCAUCCACGAUUCCGCCACCGGCCUUCCCCGGGCCGUCAAGCUCCGGUGCUCCCUCUGCGGUGCCACUUUCUCCGCCUCCAACCCUUCCCGGACCGCCUCCGAGCACCUCAAGCGCGGCACCUGCCCCAAUUUCUCCGCCGCCCCCCUUCCCAUUUCCUCCGCCGCACCGCAGGCGCCCGACGCCGCCUCCCCUCCCUCCUCCCAGCCGCCGCACAACCACUGCAAGCGCAGCAGCUCCGCCGUCCGACGCUGCGGCACCACCCCUAAUCCUCCCUUCUCCGUUGAUUUAGCCUACCCACCCACCAUCUCUGUCACCAGCGCCAGCCCCCCCACCCACGGCGGCGGCGUCGGCGGCAGCGGCCCAUACUCCCAGCGCCAGCAACAACAGGUCCUCUCCAACGGGAAGGAUGACCUGAGUGCCCUGGCAUUACUGGAAGACAGCGUCAAGAGGCUGAAAAGCCCGAAGCCAUCUCUCGGGCCCACACUCAACAAGGACCAAAUCGACCCAGCCCUCGACUCCCUCGCCGAUUGGUUCUACGAUUCCUUCGGGCCCAUCUCUCUCUCGAGCCUCGACCAUCCCAAGUUCAAAUCUUUCCUCCAACAGGUCGGCCUUCCAGCAGUUUCAAGAAGAGACCUCCUCGGGUCGAGAUUGGACGCUAAAUACGAGGAAGCCAAAGCCAAAUCCGAGGCCAAGAUUCGAGACGCAUUGUUCUUUCAGCUAGCCGCCAACUGGAAGACCGAAAACGAGGAUAACCGUUUCGUGCAUUUGUCCUUGAAUCUUCCCAACGGAACCAACGUCUUUCGAAAGGCGAUCUUCACGAGCUGUUAUGUUCCGUCCUCAUUCGCGGAAGAGAUCUUACGGGAUAAAAUAAUUGAACUUUGUGGCAAUGCACUGUAUCAAUGUGUCGGGAUUGUUUCGGACAAGUUUAAAGCCAAGGCCUUGAGGAAUUUGGAGUCUCAGCAUUAUUGGAUGGUCAAUAUCUGCUGUCAGCUUCAAGGGUUCACUAGUCUGAUCAAGGAUUUCUUCAAGGAGCUUCCUUUAUUCAACAACGUGUCAAAAAAUUGCUUCAAGAUAGCGACUUUCAUCAACGACAAGUCCCGUAUAAUUCGUCAUAGUUUUCACAGGUACCAGCUGCAGGAAUACGGGCACGCAGGCCUGCUGAAAGUUUCAGUGACCAACAGAUCGGAUUUUGGGCCCGUUUACGUGAUGUUGGAGGAUAUACUCAGCUCUGCUCGGGCCCUUCAGCUUGUUCUCUUAGACGAGGCGUACAAGAUAGCAUCACUAGACGAGCCAGUUGCACGAGAAAUCGAGGAGAUGAUGAGGAACUCGAAUUUUUGGAACGAAUUAGAAAGUGUUCACUCUCUAGUUAAGAUAAUCAAAGCAAUGGCACAAGAGAUCGAGACCGAGAAGCCGCAAGUCGGCCAGUGCCUCCCAUUGUGGGAGGAGCUGAGAGCAAAAAUCAAGGACUGGUGUAGCAAAUUCCACGUGGCAGAGGGGCCCGUGGAGAAAAUAAUCGACCGGAGGUUCAAGAAAAACUACCACCCGUCGUGGGCCGCAGCAUUUGUGCUCGACCCGGUUUAUCUAAUCAGGGACGCUAGCGGAAAAUACUUGCCGCCGUUCAAAUUCUUGACGACCGAGCAAGAGAAGGACGUGGACAGGCUCGUUACUCGGCUCGUCUCGAUGGAGGAUGCUCACAUUGUGUUGAUGGAGCUUAUGAAGUGGAGGACCGAAGGGCUUGACCCGGUUUACGCGCAGGCCGUGCAGUUGAAGCAGCGGGACCCACAAACGGGGAAAAUGAAGUUCGUUAAUCCGCAAAGCAGCAGGCUCGUGUGGGAGACCCAUUUGACCGAGUUUAAGUUGUUGGGGAAAGUGGCGGUUAGGCUGAUUUUCCUCCGGGCGAGUUCGAGCGGUUUCGAUUGCGCGAGGUCUUUGAUGAAAUGGGCUGGUGCUUCGCAUCCGAGUGUGGGGAUGGAGAAGGCGCAGAAGCUGAUAUUUGUUUCGGCCCAUUCGAAGGGGGAAAAACGGGUGUAUUUGAGAGAUGAAGAAAAGGAUGCAGAGGUUUUUGCACUGGAAAACAGUGAAGAUGAUGUGCUGAAUGAGGUUUUUAUUGAUGUAUCCUCUGUGUAA